This is a messenger RNA of Penicillium taxi, 2592 nucleotides long. It is a transcript of the gene facB, whose product is annotated as C6 transcription factor FacB/Cat8. Bases 1 to 2592 code for a protein of 863 amino acids. The transcript is spliced from 3 exons. Gene Ontology annotation, molecular function: DNA binding; zinc ion binding; DNA-binding transcription factor activity, RNA polymerase II-specific. Gene Ontology annotation, biological process: DNA-templated transcription; regulation of DNA-templated transcription. The record is from RefSeq and is a predicted model, not a curated record. NCBI's taxonomy places the organism in Eukaryota, Fungi, Ascomycota, Eurotiomycetes, Eurotiales, Aspergillaceae.
AUGCCUGGUAUCUUGCCAAUGAAAGUGAUUAAGGUCGGUGGCACUGGUUCGCAAAGCCGCAUCGCUCAGGCCUGCGACCGAUGCAGAAGCAAGAAGAUUCGUUGUGAUGGUGUUCGUCCUUGCUGCUCCCAAUGCGCCAAUGUCGGAUUUGAAUGUCGAACGAGCGAUAAACUCAGCCGCCGCGCCUUCCCACGUGGCUAUACUGAAUCGUUGGAAGAACGCGUGCGUGCCUUGGAAUCGGAAGUUAGAGACUUGAAGGAUUUAUUGGAUGAGAAGGACGAGAAGAUUGAUGUCUUAUCACGCAUACACUCCUUUUCAUCACAGUCACAACGAACAGCAUUAGCGAAAUCUCCGGCAACUACAACUGCAAGAUCUCCAAGUUCAGAUGCAGGCACAGGCAUAAUUAACGUCGAACCGUCAAACCGAUCUACUUUCCAAAAAAUUACUGAUAAUCCUUAUAAUUCACUUUCAAGCACUAGCGGAUUUGCUGCGGUCUACGCGAAUAAACUCGUUAGCAAUGGGAAAUUCAAGGCGAGCCCUAGUAUCAGAGCCCUCACCAAACUGUCAGCCCCAGUAUCGCACGCUUCAAAUCAGACCGUCAAAACGCCGCCGCGGCUGGUAUCGGACCAACUUAUUAAUAUUUUCUUCCAAGAAUGGGCACCGCUAUACCCCGUUGUACAUCGUCCGACCAUGCUGAAGGCUUAUGAACAAUAUCUGAAUAAUACGGAGUCGAUGAUAAAUGAUGCCCAUGCUAUGGCGCAAUUAAAUUUGAUCUUCGGGAUCGCAGCUCUCUCGUCAAGCUCAAGAACAAAUCAGGACCCUGCCUUCUUCGAGCAGAACUGGUCAUCGCUCCUUGAUUCAUUCUGUGGUGAAACCUCGAUCGAGACUUUGCAGUGCUUCCUCUUGGCGCAAAUCUAUUGCAUGACCAAGGGCGACUAUCGGAGCCUCCUCAGAUACCGAGCUCUAGCUGUAGACGUCUGCCAUCAGCUACAGCUUUAUCAGAACCAGGACGACUUGACAUCCAAUCCGCUGGAUGGAGAAACUCGCAAGAAGGUGUUCUGGUGCCAGUACGUAUCGGAUCGCUUCUCAUCUGCUCUUACUGGAAUGCCCACUCUCUUACGAGAGGAAUAUAUCCAGAUUGAGUACCCUGCGGAUGUCGAUGAUGAAAACGUAACGGAAACUGGCUUUUUGCCCACCCUUCCCGGCGAAUCUACCCGCAUCUCGAGUGCUCUUGCACUUUUUGAAGCCUCUAGAAUUCUCAGUAAGGCCCUGGAAGAAUUAUACCCAACAAAGAAUGGGCACCAGGUGUAUGUUUCCAGAAUGCGUUGCGUGGCAGAAGAGUUGGACAAGUGGCUUCAGAACCUCCCUACCCAUCUUCGCCUUGAAUUCACACAGGACAAGCCCAGCACAAAUGUCACCAGCAGCCGGUCACCUCUUCUAUCACUUGUAUAUUAUUUUAUCCGAUCAUUGAUCCAUCGCCCUGCUGUGUGCUUUGCUGAGGAAAAUGUGCGUUCUCCGUCAGUCCUGGCACUUUCUGAUUCUUCGAAGCACAUCAUUCAGAUCCUUGAGCUCCUUGACGAACGGCGCCUUUGCCUCUCGUUCAGCAUUAACCGAAAGGAAUUGGUUUUAUUCUCUGGAUUGGGUCUCUUGUGGCAUACCCUAAGUCUAAAGAGUGACAGCAAACUUGCCAAAGAAAGUCAGAAGCUCAUCGCCAUUGUGGUACAGCAGAUGGGACUAGAGUCAUCUAUGGCGGCGACCGAAUUUACAAUAAUUUCUAACACACUGGUCUCCCUCAAUCAAAAACAGCAGGGAAAUGAGGCUCUCAAGAUGGUGGCUCCAGCCCAGAAGCCAUCCAAUUCAACUAAGAAGAACCAGUCGCCGAGUCCCCGCCCUAACUCUAAUCCAAAACAGUCAUCUGUUUCUCGCCGCAACACCGUCUCAGGUGCUAGCCCACCGCUUGCCCAUGAUUCUCUGCGCUCACCCAGCUGGACAAGCCUUCCACUCGCACAGCCUGAGCCUGUUACUGCUCCUCAUUAUCAACAUACCGACAGACAUUCCGUGGACUUGGGCUCAGGCCAUCGUAUGGUUUCUUCAUCCAUGCCAUACGAGUACCCUCGUGUCAUGUCCACCUCUUCCGAUGCCCACAGCGGAUCAAUUACAAUGGCUGACUGGGAAUAUGUUCUCAGCGACAUGGACCGAGGAUAUUCCAAUAUAUUUACUGGCAUAUAUGGUGGCAAGGAAUGCCCCGAGGACCCUGGCCCAUUUGCAACUAUUGCGGCUGAAUGUAGCCGCAAGCAAAACGAUGCCAAUCUCUCACCACACGAUGCCAAACUUUCCCCCGAGGCAUGGUCUUCAAGCAGUGGUGAAUUUACGCAAAAGCAGCCGCACACUGCCCAGAGCGUUCUGAGUUACUCGGGAGAGAGUAUGGGCAGUGUCGAAGAUAGCUUGCACACAUUUGCUGAUACUUCUACUUCGCUUCGUCCCGAGGACAUGAAUCUUCUCGACACGUACAAUGGAAUUCCCAUGCCAGUUGAGACAGACAUUGACGAGUUUGCCCUCGCCAAUGGAUGGGAUAGACGGCUAGCUGUAUAA